UAAACGUUAUAUUUUUCAGAUUUAACAAAGACGCCAUGACGACAAAUCCAGCUUAUCCAACAGGUAAAGAACAGCCGUACCCAACGCAGCAACCGAUGGCACAGUAUCCACCAUCGCAGUUCGGCGGCUAUCCUCCUCCGUCGAAUCAAAACGCUUAUCCACCGCCUGUUGAAACGGUACCAGCGUUAAAUCCUGCCUUUCCUCCACCGCCGGCGUACGAUGCUGCUGUGGGGAAGCCUGCAGGAGCGGUGCCGAGUCCAUACGGUCCAAAUUAUUCUUAUGGACCGCAUUAUCAAUCGCAACCUACACCUCCUAGCUACACCACAAGUUCUGAUGUCGAAUACCAAGGAGCAGCGUUCCAUGAUCGGAUCAUUAGCUUCGACAACAAAACUAUCAGGCUUGGUAGGUUGUUUUCAUGCAGGUUGUCUUGAUCGAUCGGAUUUACAAGUUAUUGAAUUUUUUAGAUCUUAUGGUUUCUUUUUCUGACUAUUUCGUUCUCAUACGGUUGUGUAUUUAAUUGGUUUGCAUGCAGAAUAAGCUUUUUAUGUAGUCCUCCUGUCAAGGAUAAAGUCUAUGAAACUUAAAUAUGUAUGUUAAGGCGUGAGAUAAAAUAAAAAUGAACUUGAAUUCGGUAAUGCAGUAAGCCGACCUUUUAUAACGUUAGAAAUCAGCUGAAUAUUACCAUAUUUUCCAGCCGGAUAUUUUUCCUUUGUUUUUCUGGGUCAUUAUAAUAAUUUGUUAUUAUUGGAUGACAGUUAGUGAUAAUAUCAAGAAUUAUGCAGAUCAACUAGAGGGGGAGUUCCCAUGAGAUCAGCAGCCUCCUCGAUCUGUGUAAUUCUUCAUAUCAUUAAACAAAACCCAUAUUGUUCUACUAUUCAUUCAUAUUAUUUCCCACCUUAACAAAAAAUGCUAACCUUGAUCUAUGUGAAGUUUCCGUCUUUAUAACAUUUGCUCAUUCUUCAACAGUUUCUGGUUAUAACAGGAAGUUUGUUCUAGCAUAUAUUCUUCAACUAGCAGCUGUCGUCUAAAAAAUCUUCUGCCAUUUGCUCCAGCUCUAUCAAAGUAGCUGAGCUACUGUGCCUUUUAGUUCUGCUGCCCCUUUAUCUGUUGAUAGAGUGAUUUUACUAAAUCCAUGAAACAAAAUGUAACAAUAAGCGCUACAUAGUAAAGAGUAAACAAAAGAAAGUAAUGAAAUUAGAGUGUAAUAUUGGUUAUUAGUCUACUAUCUAUUACUCGGGUUAAGUAAAAUCACUCGCUACGUAGUAAUGUCCAACAUUUGAACAACCAUGACCAUGAGUUAAUGAGUUAGCAUCUCCCUGUAAAAUGCGUGUUUUGCCAGGAUUGAUAUAUUUAGUUGUUUGUGAAGAAAUAAGUCUGGUGUGACAGUUUACUGAGUUACAUUGUAACUGAUCUAAUUAUGACUAUUAUUCUUUUCUUUUGUCUUUCUUCAUUCACCUGGGUCACAGGAUUUAUAAGGCGGGUAAGUAUGUUCUUGAAUUGUGUGGUAUUAUAACCAUCCUUUCAUUGAUUCAGUAAAAUAACAGACCUUCGCUUAACAUUUGGUGCCUUUAAAGGGACAAUGUCACAGCAAUGCCAACUAUGCGUCCUUGUUCACCAUGGAACUUCAAAUGGACAAUGUCAAAGAAAUCCCAACAUAUCAAACUUUAACAAAUGUUACAACCAUUGUUCUAAAACUAACAAUGGAACUGGAAAAAUCAUUUCCUGUGUUAUUGGGAAGAAAAAAAAACCACAUCUUUAUGUCAAAGGAAUAUUAAAUAUUCUAUUUUUCAUUUUCUCCCAAGCAUCAUAUCAACCCUUUAACAAAAUGUUUUGUUAUUUCUCAACCAUUGAAGUUGAGAUCCUUUUAAAACUACUAAAACCUGAAGGAACUAACGAUAACGUUUUUCACGAAAAAACCACAAUUUCUACUCGUACCCCAGAGCCGGUUUCAAUCGUUCGCAUUUUUGUUUUUCAUCCUUUCGGUUUUCAAGGUUUAAUCCGCUUAGAAAUCAAAACAAAAACCUUUUGGGUAUUUUCCAUUAAAAAUAAAUUAAAUUUAAGCCUUUUAUUUUUUUACGGGAGGGGGUUCUUCUAAUGUUUUGAGAGGUCAUUUUUUGGAAUAACCCAUUUUUACCUUCUUCUAAUAUUUUGAGAGGUUGUUUUUAUGUUUCACUCAAUUUGAAGGCAGUUUCCCUGUUUGAAUUUUGAUAAAUUUCGAGACACAGCACCUGUGUUUAUUGAGGACACCAACGGUGAUCUAAGAUCCUUCACUGCAUGCCUAACACUUUCAAUACCUUUUGUGGGAGAAAACCAAAAAUGCAAGGGUGAAAGAAAUAAGGCCAUUUCCAAGUUCCAAAAACUCUCACUUUCAAAACGAGGCUAAGUGCAAACCAUUCUUGUCUAAAUGAGUUUUAUUUGCAUGAGAGUAAGAAAAAGUAAUGACUUUCUUAUCAGUGGCUUUGCUCUUAGCCUCCCUUUCAAACAGAGGCUUAGCCGGGCAACUGAGAAGUGCCCUUCAAACUUUGGUUGACUCCCAUGUGAAGGGCCAUUUCCUAUUCUUAUGCACUUAAGUUUUUAUACCUUACAAAGUUAUAAGGAAAACAGUAAAAAAUGAGGUAAAAAAGUGUUGGUUGGGAGAUUUUGUAGUUUGCUACAUUCAAGAAAAAGUUAGUGAAAGGCUAACUAUUUUCAAGGGCAGGAAAAGUGUGAAAUGUUAGUGAAGUGCUAAAUAAGGUCAUCCUCAUGGGUUGUUGUGCAUAUAAAAUAAAUAAUUGAUUUGAGUGUAUUUUAGUAUUUUUCUUCUUUUUCAUGUGAAUAUAUAGGUGUUUGCUGUCCUCAUGUUGCAACUUUUGACCACUGUUGGAGCCAUCUGCCUCUUUGUAUUUCAGUAAGAAUUGCACAUAAUCAUGUAUUUUUGCAUAUGAGUUUGUGGUAGUCCUUGUGCAGUUAAGACCAGUUACACUGGGCCAUUUUUCUUGGAACUUGUGUCACAGUGUUAUGUUGUGCUAAUAAGACACAAGUUGCAAGUAAAUUUUGUAUUGUGUCCUCUGAAAUAAAAUAAUAUGUCUGCACAAAAAAAGAAAAACAGUUGAUAAAGUUAGUUUCUUGGUGUUGCAGAUGAAUACAAUCACCAAAAUAGUGUCACAAAAGAUUGGAAAGAAACUGAACAUGUGUGGAGGAACCCACACCACAACACAAUAGCUAAUCUACAAUAGUUUCCAAUGCCAAGAAACACCCUAAAUUAAGUUCUGUACUUCUGAUGAUGAUAGCAGCAGUGUUGCAACAGAUUUUUUUAGGCAAUCUCUGUAAUGCAAGAAUGUGGCAGAAAGCAUUACGCGUCACAUGCCACUUGCACAACAAGUUCCAAAAAACUGGCUACCCCGUAUUUGUACGUGUAGAUGUGAGCAAUGGUUGCAUGAUAAAGAAGCUCUCUUGGAAUAUUGGAGCAUCAGUUAUAAAAAGAAGCAGGCUUUCAAUCAUGGACAAAAGUCUUGGGACACUUUUGCAUUUCUUUGGCAUUUUCCAAUUCACACAUGCUCAACCCAUCACCUCACCCCACAUGUUGGAUAUGUGUAGUCAGAAUUCUUUCCGAGUUUCAAAUUUGUGUUGGGUGGGGGAAGGGAGAACUGCAAGAAAAUUUUGAAAAAGAUGCAUUGUUUUAUAAGGGAACCCAUAAAUUAAUGAAAAUUAUGAAUACUGCUUUACAGUCCCAAUGCAAAGACUUUAGUCCAUGAUUGUAGUUAGAAUGUUGAAAUGUUAAAAUAAUUAUUUGUUAAAACACUCAAUUUGAUCAAUAUUGUGUUUGUCAGAUAAUUUGUUGCUUACCUGAGGUAUUUAUUUGUUGUGAAUAAUAUCUUAUACUGUGAACAAAUAUUAUUUUUCUCUAACGAAUUUUAGAGUUUAACGCCUUAAAAUUCCACAUUUUCUUUACCGUUACGCAGUGAAGGAGUCAAAGAUUUUGUCCAGGAUAACUGGGGAAUGUAUAUUUCAGCCUAGUAAGUCUAACAAUCUAUUUGUCUGUUUUUGUCCUGUGCGUAUGCAUUUUCAUUUUAGCUCUGGCCCCAUUGACACAAUGUUGAUGAGAAAAAUGUUCUUGAUAUGAUGCUUUUUAUAAUGAUGGUGAUUAUCAUGUUGGUGUUGUUGUAGCCAGUGCCACGGACGAAACUUAAACUCUGGUUAAGUCCAUCUGCAAAACAGUGACAAAAUCCUACUUCUGGGCCCCCAGCUGUUUACCAAGAUUUGAGUACUUGCCGUGUGAUAUGAUUGGCCUGUUGAAAAAGCCAUGUCUCAAUUGUCCAUUUGCCAAUCAGGAUGAAUGGAAAUUCAAAACAUACUUCCGGCAAUUCAUUGAGUCAGUUGGGGGGAGAGAACAAGGAUAUUGGCGCUACAUGUACUUCGCAGAUGUUACUAGGCAAAGUUUAUUUACAUCUGCAAGGCAGGCUAUUGUUGGUGCAGCGUGCAGAGAAAGUAGUUUCUGAUAGUCCAGGGCUUGUGGAUUUUGGGAUUGGGCCAGUGAAGUUUUUUGCGGGAGUUCACAUUACAGAAGUGCUGUAAGAAAAAUUGGUGAAAUUCCUUAUUAAGCAUGUGAAUCAUACAUGUAACAUUGUUGCAUUCUGUGAGGUGGGUUGAGUUAGGGUAACGAGAAGCAGCGCAGUCAGUCCCCUGCCCCCAUCAUGUCUUUAGCUGUUCAUAGAUACAGCUGCAAAAGCUUUUCUGCAAAAAAAAAUCAAGAAUUUACAAUGGCAUUAUGUUCUCACCAUUUGAAAUGUGUUUAUUUUUCAGUGUUGUUUUUAUUGUGCUGUAUAUUGUGCUGGUCUGUUGUGAAGGAGUAAGGUAAGAUCAGUAUUAUUGUAUUAUCUAAACUUGCUUGCUGCAUGUGUUUAAUUCUUCGUGAUUCACAUUACUUGUGGAUAAGGUUGACUGCAAAGGUUUGACAUAAAUUGUUACCUAAGUUACCAUAGCAACUGAAAGUACAGCCAGUUGAAAACACUCUUGAUUUUUAAUAGUUAGCUUUAAGUGCCUCUAAUUCAAAAUGAGUUUUGUUUAGUGAGCCCCGUUUUGCUAUUACAUAACAAGGAUAGUGAUGAUAAUUAUAAUACCAUCAACUGACGUGAUACAACUCACUUUGACUCUCAAGAUGACUACUGCACAGGUUGUCUAAACAUCAGUCUCUGCAGUCAACAAGAACAGUCCUAUUCAGGACUAUAUUUACCCGGAUGAUCAAACUCAACCUACUUUUGAAAUAAUAAUAACAAUAAUAAUAGUAUUAAGAACCUUUGUAAAACCUUCACCAACAAUAUUGUUUUUGUGUUUGCAUGUCUGAAUAAAUCCAAUUUUGAUAUAUGAUUUGGCUUUGAGGCAAAGAGAUGAAUUUUUCUUUGUUUUCCCCCAAGCCACAGAGCCAAGAAAGAUUUUUAACGUACUGAAAUAUUAUUGGUCUAUUUACCUUAAGCUACAUGUAGAAUGGUCAUUUACAGACAUGGUACAUGCAUGCAUCUUCAUGCCUGAAUUUUCAGCUAUUGUGACUCUGAAGCAGGCCGCAGAUGGUGAAAGUUGCUGGAUGUCUCGGGCAGCCAGCCACCACAAAUCAUUGUAAACAUGCUAUAGGAUACACGUACUCCCUAAACUAAUCAUUACAUCUACGAAAAUAAUUUAUAUUACGAUAUUUAUUUAUUGUUAAAUUCUUUUUUUCAGGAGGAGCUAUCCUGCCAAUGUUAUCAUGCUUACUUUAUUUGUAAGUAUGAAAACUGAUAACUGCUAACACUAGAACCUACAGCACAUGACCUUGUGUACACCCAAGGGGAGGUACUUUAGAAAAUAAUGUUUGUGUAGGGAUGUGCUGCUGGGACCCCAGAACCCUUAGCCUUUACCAGACCUAGUGUGGCUGAAUUUUGUUACCCUAGACUAGACUAAACUCCCUAAAGUUUGGCUGAAGUAUGUUACCCUAGACUAGACUAAACUCCCCAAAAUUCUCCCUAUCCUAACAAUUUUUCGGAAGUUACUGAGGUAGACGCUUUCUUAUAAAUUUUAGAUUGGCAAAUUUUAUUUGGUUUCCUCAGUCUAGACUCAAACCUUCAACCAAUUGAUCAGUUUCCUGGAAAAUUAAAUGAUUCCCCCUUCCUGACUCCUACAUGUAUUCCUGCCAUGCUUUUUACCAUUUAUAAAACAGAGGACUUGCUAUGAAACUAUCUAGGCUAUGGUAGAGCAAGUUGUUAUGGAUGCAAAACAUCACAGGAUUCUUUUAGUGCAUAUAAUGAUUCCGUGCUCUUUAGUUAACUGGCAUUUUUUUAUUUUUAACUAGACUAUUUCUUUGUCAUACCUUGUGGGAGUGAUUUCAAGGUAGGUGUUAGACAUUUUGAGAUGCCCGUAAAGGUUUGCUCAUUCCCAUGUCUGUGCCAAUAUUUGUUACUGUUUUCCUUGUCUUGCAUGGAGGGGUCUAUCUAGGGUAUUUGAGGGGUAGAAUCUUCCCCCAAAAUGCCCAGCUUUUCCCCCAAAUAUAUUGUUAUCAUUACAGUAUAUAAGUAACUAUAUUGGAAAAAUCAUCCAGAUGUGACGAGGUCAGUACACAUGAAGUAAGUAUUCCCUGUCUAAGGACACUAUAUGACAAGGAACUAAAAAAAUAAAAUAAAAUACCACUGUAACAUUUCUCAAAAUUGUGUCUCAAAAUGCACUAGAUUGCAUCACAGGGCAUAUUCAUUUAAACAAUUUCCCGGGGGGCAUGCCCCCGGAUCCCGCUACGAAGUUCGUGGCCUUUGCCACUUGGUACUUCUCCCCCAAACAAUAAAUCCUAGAUAGAACCCUGGCAUGGUUGACUUUAAGGUGGUCAGGAGUUGUUCCGUGGAAGAAUCUUUGAGUUUUUCCUCUCUCACUCAUCAUGAAGGGUUCUUUUUUCGAAUGUCAGGGAGAUGUUUAGCCUGAGAAAACAGCCAACAUUUUGCGAUGCUGUCACUGGUUCCCCGCCAAGUGACGUCUGAGAAACAAGUGCAGAAAUUCCAUACUGAUGACGCAUCAGUACCCAGAUCUGGGUAGUGUUUCUGAUUGGUCGUGCCACAUGGGAAUUUGAUUUAACCAAUCAGAAGUACUAUCCAGAUCUGGGUUGUGAUGCGUCAUCAGUAUGGAAUUUCUGUGCUCAUUUCUCAGACGUCAUUUGGUGCGAAAACCAGUGGUAGCAUCGCCAAAUGUCGGCUGUUUUUUCAAGCUAGGAAAUGUUAAAUUUUAUGGGUCAUCAAAAAGUUUAGGUAUCAUGAAGUAUUGCCAAUAAUAAAUUGGUUUUGUUUGAAUAGUCAUACAGUAGGAUAUUUUUGUCCAGAGGCUUAAAAUGCAGAAGCAGCUACCUGUUUACUCCUUCCUACCAGACAUCCAUGUAACACUGUCACUCAAGGUUUAACUUUUGUACCACAAACAUCAACAAUAUCCGUCUACUUCUUCUGUUUCAGCUUUCAUUCGACAAACAUAGUCUUGAUCAUGAUGGGUGUUACCACAGUAAGUACCAGGGGGCACAGCAGUUGUAUUGUGCCUAACGCCAGACCUUAUUUAUUACUAAAACUGCUAAUGUCUAGUGUUAGAGGCCUUGUUAGGGUAAAAUUCCAACAAGCAAUGUGACUUUGACACAAUAGUUGAAAAUGUGACAGCGACACCAAGUGUAGUAAACUAAAAACAGGGGUAUGGCUUCCUAUCCGAUGAUAUGGGUAACAAUGGGUUUUAAAAUUCAGACUAGGGACUUAUGUACCCCUUUUCCUUGUCUUAUGAAAAAGAACUCUUGAAGAAAAUCAAAGCUAAAGUUUGCAGAAAUUGAUGGUAAUUAAGAUUCUAUAUCCAAACCACCACUACAGAAGUGAUUCCCUUUGUUUUCCUUCAUGAAUUAUAGUAAUGUGGUUGAAAAUUUUAGUUCAAGUUUGUGUUCAGACUAUUCACUAUCUCUGUUGCAAUUUUUUUUUUUCAGCUAAUGUGUGCAUCUAAAUAAUAAAUCUUUGCCUGAAAUAACCAAGAAUAAAUGAGUAUACUAAGCUAUAAAAAAUACAAGGUAAAAACCAAAGAAUACAGACACUAUAGAAUCUACUAAAUUAUUUAAAAGAUAAAAUAUAGCAUUAUAAUCAUCUCACAAUUGCAAUUCAUCAAGUAAUUAACUUAAAUAGAAAAAUGAUCAAGAUUCUGCUGUUGUUUAAAAAAUUCAUUCCACAAUUUUAGUUCAAGUUUGUGUUCAGACUAUUCACUAUCUCCGUUGUAAUUUUUUUCAGCUUGUGUGUGCAUCUGUGAUGAUCUUUGCCUGUCAGACCAAGGUAACUUUUAUUUCUUCCAUCCAAAACUUUAUGUGAUGUUAAUUUUUUUCAUUCACAUCUGAAAAUCUUACCUCAGGAGUGACUGAAGGUAAAACCAGAAUCCCAUUUACUAUUUGAAAAAUCAGUUCCAGUUACCGAAAAAUGGCUGCAAAGGCAUGAAACUAGUAUCAAAGAUGGCUAGAAGAAAUUGCGGCACAAAUUUUCAUAUGAAACAUUCCAUCUGGAAAAACAGGACUACCUUCUCAGAUGUUCCAGUGUUCCCGGAAAUUUUCCACUAAAACAAACAAAAUGUUGUAUUCUGUUGGGUUCCAAGUGAAUACUCUUGAAUUUUUGUAAAUGGUAAACAGCAAUUGCCUCUGUUUACUUUUAAGCUGCAUUAUCUCUAAUCUCACUGUCUCUUAUCUAAAUGUCAACUUUACAGUAUGAUUUUACGACAUGGGGAGGAGUGUUGUUCUGCGCAGCCCUGGCAAUCUUUUUCCUCAGCAUCUUCACACCACUCUGGUUGGCUCUCAACACAACGGUAGGCCAUCAUUUCUUUUCAGUUUACUGUACAAGAAAGUGACACUCCCGGGAUUAAAAUCCGGGGGGUGGACUCUUGUAUAAGAUUGAUGGGGAUGCACAGCAGAAAAUUAGACUACAACCCAUAACCCCCAAUAUCCACCUACAAUUUCUCAAGGCUGUUCUCUAUGCAUUUCAUUAAAAAAUUAGUCGAGAGAAUUUGUUUAAAGAUCAAAGCAUUUUCCCUGAGGUGAUCAUUUUUGAAAUUCUCGUAAGCUUUUCUAUUGAUCAUGUAUUGAUAGUGUUAGGAGAAAACUGAUUUUUGUCACACCAGUCUGGGUGUGGUCAGGCUUUGUUUGACCCUUCGUGGUGCCUUAUAACUGCAGCCAGUGCGUGUGGGGUUUCUCAAAGAUACAAAGUUGAAAUCGUUACCUCUAUUUCGGCUUUUGUUUAGAAAAUAGAAGUAACAAGGCAAUUUUUGACUCCCAAGAAGACGAAAGGAAUGUGCUCCGGAAUUUAAGACGCUGGCUGACUACGUCAUCCCGCAUAAUAAUCAAUGCUUAUACUGCACUGUGUAACAACACUUCCUGAAAACUUACUCUACAUUUUUAUCAUGACAGGCUGGAAAGAUUAUCAUUGGAGGUUUACUUGCCUUGGUUUUUGUUGCAGUAAGUAAAAACAAUGAAGUUCACUUUUCGUUCAUGUUUCUUUUUUUGUCUUUGACUUUGACACUUGUACCGCAUUAUUAUAUUAUUUUCAUUACCGUUCACACUAAUUUUUUUGGUUUGAAAUGCAGUUUUAUUUUUUACAUUUUGGGGCAAAUCUUAUCACAUCUUGCAUUGUCAAAUAUUUUCUGGUUAUGGAUUAUGUAAUGAGAAGAUGCAUGAAUCUGUCAAAUGGGCGAAAGAAAGUACUAAAAAAGUUUAUAACAUUGACAGGUUAAUAAUGCAUUUAAAAAAGUUUUGUAUUUCCACCCUCUGGCACUUCCUUUUUGAAAACUGUCAAUUGCUUCAGUCUUUUCAUGACACCAUUUUGCAAAGGAAGGACUUUUAUCAAAAGCCUUAACUGAAAGGGUAAAAAAUAGAUAGUCAAACUCUUUCUAUUCCUUCCUCUCAUCCAAAAUUUAAACUUUUGCUUUAUUUUUUCACCAGGAAGGGAAGUAUAUGUAAGCUAGUUUUCAAGUUAAUAUUGAAAAUUUCAAAAUUUUGAUUAGUUUUCAUUGGUUCUUUUUACCUAAAUGGUUAACACAAAAAAUAGUUUUAAAAGCUUUAAAUGUUCUUUGGCAAAACUUCCAUAGACAAAUGGCUUAGGAAAGCAUUCAGAAACUAGAUCAUGACUGCCUUGUUUGUCCCUGUCACUUUUAUAGUUCCUGGCUUAUGAUGUCCAGCUUGUCAUGGGAGGACGAAAGUAUGAGCUGAGUCCGGAGGAGUACAUCUUUGCCUCUCUUAUACUCUACAUGGAUAUCAUUCGCAUCUUCCUUUUACUUCUUGCCAUAUUCGGCCGUGGUAGCAACUAAACAGUGUCAUCAGCAGUAUAAAUUAUUAUCCUCGUCAAUAUGUAACUUCUUGCUGGUGUAGCACUUAAAAAUCUUGUAAGCAGAAUGUUAUGUCGUUGUGUUAUUGAAGUGUAAAUUGAAGUAAUAUUAGCCUAGUGAGUAAGGUGACUGUUGGUAGAUCAAAUGCUUAUCAGUAGGUAACUCUAUUUAUUACAUUAUCCUUCCACAAGAAGAAGUGAAAACUGCUUUGUGUGUUCACGGAUUUCAUAAGAUAAAGCAAGUUCAGAAACUUGUCUUGCAUGCUAAUUCUGUGUGGAGAAUUUAACUGAUGAUCACUGCUAUUACUUUGAGUGAUUGUUUAGUUAAUCAUACAAGUGAUUAACAAAAUCGGACGACCACGUAGCGGGAGUCCGAUUUGUUUUAUCACGAGUGUGAUUAUAGACUGAAUUGAAUGACACCAAGUUCUGUUACCAAUUAAUCAUAACUACAACAAAACUUUUUAAAUUUUAGGCUUUUUUCUAAUUAGAACACACGAAAUUCUGAGAGUUUUUUUUGCUAGCAGUGAAAAAAAGCUGUCUAAGUGCAAAUGUGGAAUCGCAUGUACUGUCCAAUUACAGGCAUGACGCAUCCUGUCCUAUCACACUGUCCCAUUAAUGCUAAAAUCAGGACAGUUGAUAGCCAAUCAGAUUUGAGAAUUUUGUCAUAGUUAUGAUUAACAUCAGAAUCUAUGAGUUGGACUUUACCUUCUGAGGAGAGGACAAGCAUCAGCUUGCCCAAAGGGCAGUGUAUUAAUUCCAAUUACAGUACUAACAAAGAGAUUGUAGUAGCUUGCAUAAUAUUUAACGAAAAAUAUCAUUGUAAAGAAUAGAAAUAUUAUUAUGCAAUUUAAAGACCAAGGUUAUUGGACAGGACUUCAGUUGUGCCUUGCAUAGUUGAGUGGGUACAUGUAGUUUAUAGUACAUUUAGAUGGCUUGCAUAGUUGUGUUUUUUAUUGAAGGACCUGUCCCUGUAGCUAAUAAUGGCAUCAGAUUUUGACAUACAUAGGUGCACAAUGCUCCCCUAAAAAUGUUGUGGUAGUCUAUAACGUAUGUUUACAGUUUUAAUACUUUCAUUCCAAACAGUGCACAAAUUCUCUUUUUUCACUUUUAUGUCAUCAAAAAUAGAAAUCGAAACCCAUUCAAUACAGAAAGUCCAGAAUCUGGGAAAUGAAAGGGGAUAAAUAUGUAAAAGGCCUCGCCAAGGAUCAUGUCGGUGCAAUAUUUCAUAUGCGAGAUACUCUGAGGCCAUCUAAAUGCCACAUCACGCAAAAGCUUGGAAAUUCAAGAACCCUCUAUUGACAAAACGGAGAACCUUUUCACACCGAAAUUUUGUGUAAGUAAAAGUGUGUAGCUGAUGAUAAACCUCAUGAAAGUAAACACUCAGAAGAAUGGAUAAUUCUUCAGUUUGAAUUUUGGUGACAUACAUCAUGUGAAAACUGAGAGUAUUAAAAUGAAAAAAAUCCCCCAAGUCAAUAAUAAUAUUAAUAAUAUUAUUAAUUUAUUAAUGAAAUUGGGGAUUUUUACCUUGUUAAAGGACUUUUGACAAGGUUUUAAAUAGUCACACUUUAGGAUUUGGUGCACAUAAAGUACAUGGAAGUGGAAAGGUUAAAAUGGCCUGUGUGAAAGGUUGUAUUUAACCGCUUUGUUUCAUGUAUAUUAAUAGAACAAAAACUCCUAUUCAUACCUGACCAAGAUACUGGUAGUAACAAAAUCAUGGCAAAAUGUAGAAUUAAUUUAUACUUAAUACCAGUUGUGUUAUUGAUGAACAGGAUUUUAAAUUGUUUUGUAUAGUAAAAGUCCCCAGCUUUAGAAGCUGAUAUUAGAAGACAGACAAGACUAGACAGUUCAUAAUCCCUCAUUUUUCUGUAAGAACAUCAAGAUCGAGCACCUCACUGGCGGCUAUUUUGUAAUGGUAACGGAAAAAUAGCAAACUGUGUCUACAAAAAGAGUUGUAGGAAGUGACCUGCAUGGAUGUAGAAUUAUGGUGCGACUGGGAAAACCAUGAAAAUUUGAAAUAUGUCAAGAAUGUUUAUUGUGUUAGACAAUCAC
This is a messenger RNA of Porites lobata, 12359 nucleotides long. The record is from the annotation of a GenBank genome assembly. Lineage: Eukaryota; Metazoa; Cnidaria; Anthozoa; Scleractinia; Poritidae.